CAAAAAUGCGCACUUUCUCUACGUUAUGUCAAUUAUUUCAGUUAAAGCCGUACAGUCCGGAAAUUUAAUCAAAAUUCGACCGUAAAUGGUUUUUCAAUUUUAUUUAGACCAGUGAAUUUGAAAACAUGGAUGGGAUACUGUCGAAUCCAACAGAAUGGAAACGGCCGGACGAAAUAAUUCGAUUACAGCGACUGAAACAAAAGCAGAAAGCACUCCAAGCACGUAUGCAAAAGCCUUCUGGGGAAACACGCAGGACCCGAUCUUCGACAUCAGCAGACAGUGAACUGGAUCCAUUUUCAGCAAACCAGAAACGGAAAAAUCCAUUCUCAAGAAACGAAGAUAACAUAUAUAAAAAGCAAAAACAAACAAAUCCAGAACCAACAAACGAAGACAGCGUGUUCGAGCUUUUGAGCAAAUCAACAUCGAAAGAGGUACCUGUUCUUGAGGCACCCCCAGCCAAGCCUGUCGUACAGCGAUUUUUUAUAAAUCCUCAACAACAGUUAGUUGAUAGUACAACAACGUUAGAUGCCGAGCAGCAACAAGUUAUACCCUCUAAGAACCUUCCCAUCCAUUGGAGUAUCAACAGCCGGCUACGAAUCGUUUGCAAAUCUCAAAUCCCUGGAAACAAUCUUCGCACAAAUCAGGAAGCAAGCGGUCUAACGUCAUUCGUUCGAUGCAUCGGAGUGAAAGAUUCAUCUCCAAGCUUGGAUAUCUCUGCUGGCGCCCGAUUUUACCAGAGCACCUUAUACUGGCAGCAUCCCCAUCUACCGUGGCUGACGUUAUUUCCGCGCAAUGCAAAGUCUAACAACGGAAUGGUUCUUGGAGAACCAGAGCGUGCUGCGCUGGCCAAAGAGUGGGAAAUUAGCUUUAGGAACUUAUUCCAGCUUGUACGUGCCCGUCAAUGUCCUUAUUUUUAUGUGUGCGCAAAUAGUUUUACCGUACUUUUCCGAGCGGCUGGAAUUGGAGGUCGAGUAGAGACACAUGCUCUGCUAACACCUACUUCCCGUGGUAUGCGAGCAGCUCUGAAACAGGAAAAAAUUGAAUUCGUUAUGCCACUUAAAAAACCUUCCGAUAAUAAACAGGAACUAAACCGCUCCAGUGAAUUAUCACCAAUGAAAAUCCAUAACGGAAGUUUUUCGAAUUCUUCGGAGGAUCAACAAACGCUUACGCAGCAUGACGACGACGACAACGGUGAAGAUUCCGACGACAUGGAAGAAGAAAAAUGGCUCGCAAGCCUCGGUGUAGAAGCGGAGGAAAUUAAAAAAAUAAACUACAAUCAAAUACAAAAACAGCAAAAUCGCGAAUGUGACGACGACUACAGCGACCAAUCGACGGUUCUUAUCGAAGGGAUAGAAUGUCAAGCCUUUUUCAAUUUUUUGCUCAAUGCCAAAAGUACUACCACCAGAGUUGGACGUUUAGCUGGUGUACCACCGACCCUGCUAGCUCCAGUAUCUUUCGUCGGAGCAAGUCUACGAAGCCUAACAACCCGUUCAAGCAAAAUUCGCCAGAUGGGCGAAGAUUACCACAGCACCGAGCUACAAGGGGUCAUCUUGCCCCACGUUUUACCCUAUCUAUGUGAUUUGUUAACUGAAUCGAAAGAUAAAUUCAGUGCCACUUUAGUAAGCGUUCCAAACACAAAAGCAUUCUGUAAAGUUUCACAAAAAAUGAUCGAUGAUGCCGACAAAGAGAACGCAGCAACUGCAAGUGGUGAUCAGGUUCUGUGGAAGGAAAAUCUUUCUGACAGUGGUCUUUCCGACCAUAUUUUGGAGGCCAUGUGUCGAACAACUAAAGAUUCGGUAAGCGAUAUGGAACGGUUUAUUUACAGCAAAGACGAUGGAGGGUACACAUGGAGCUAGCAAAUCUGAAGCCCCGGUGGCAGCAGCGAUAUUUAGAUAUAAAAUGUAUUUUAAGAAUUAGAUCAUUUUUCGUAACAGUGUUUUUACUAUUCAGUCAUUGCAUGCUUGAGUCUCGGAUAUGAUGAACCGCCAACCCCUCGUUAUGUUCUGCACACUAAUAGUUGGCUAUGAAGUUUGUGUCGAAUAAACAGAAGGUCACUGGUCUCUAGUCGGAA
Messenger RNA from Wyeomyia smithii (pitcher-plant mosquito), 2071 nucleotides. RefSeq names its product protein downstream neighbor of son homolog (gene hd). The coding region runs from base 126 to 1856 and encodes 576 amino acids. The transcript has 3 exons. Gene Ontology annotation, cellular component: nucleus. Gene Ontology annotation, biological process: nuclear DNA replication. The record is from RefSeq and is a predicted model, not a curated record. NCBI's taxonomy places the organism in Eukaryota, Metazoa, Arthropoda, Insecta, Diptera, Culicidae.